Molecule: messenger RNA, 588 nt
Organism: Fulvia fulva
Lineage: Eukaryota; Fungi; Ascomycota; Dothideomycetes; Mycosphaerellales; Mycosphaerellaceae
Exons: 1
Coding region: 1-588 (195 amino acids)
Source: RefSeq, a predicted model, not a curated record
AUGCUCCUCAACCUCGCCCUCCUCGCUCUCGGAGCCCUCGCCACUCCCCUCAACCAACCCGCCAUCCCCCCCCCCAACACCGCAACCUGCUCCGCCUCCUUCUGCUCCCAAGGCCACGGAGCCGCCAUGACCUGCUACAAGACGCACAUCGGCCGACCCUACAUCAACGGCGGCGGCUGCCAAUCGAUCCAGGACAAGAUCCGCAACGAGGUCAAGUACAUUGCCAACUACCACUGCGACGACGACGACGGCGCUGGGCAGACUUCGCUUUCCUUCAGUACUGCGGCGGAUCCGGCUGCCAAUAUUGGAGCGAUCGAGGCGCUGCAGAAGUCGUAUCCGAUGGUUCCGUUCGAGGCUGAGAGGAUCUGUUUGCUUGAGGGGAACGCAGUACCGGAGGAUUGGCCGUCGCCUGAUGGGCCUCUGAUUGAGCCCGUGGUGGUCGAGCCCGUGGACGACAAAGACGACCCCUCACCCAUCGCUUCCGAGGCCGAGUUUGGUGCUGCGUGCAGAGCUCUCGAGGCGGAGAUGGGCAUGGCUGUUGGUUGCGAUGAGCCACUCACAGCGUCUCCGAAGCCUUCAACCGCUUGA